GACAGCUUUGGGAUAGGAUCCAAUGCAGCAUUGGUGUUUGAUCAAUGGGGCGGGGGCAGUGUUGCCGAGGCGCUGGACCGAGACCGUGGCGUGGCGGAAGAGAUGGUCAUAUACGAUGAAAAUGUUGACCUGGUAGCCAAGUCAGAAGUUGCUGGUUUUAGCCCCGGGGGUGGUUAUGGUUACUUAAGGUGGCGCUAUCAUGCUGCUCGAGCUAUCGAAUGCCACGCGCAAAGCCUGGGACUUGAUCUGCGCUACGGGGUCCGGGUAGAGGAAUACUGGGAGGAUGACAACAAAGCUGGUAUCGUUGUGGACGGCAGCCGCAUAGCUGCUGAUUGCGUGAUUGCUGCGGACGGCGUCCAUAGCCGAGGAAGAUCUGCAAUUAAAGGAAAUACUGUCACCCUUCAAGAUACAGGAAAUGUGGCGUUCCGGGAUGGAUUCGAAAGUGGAAGCCUUCGACAUGAACCUACGACUCAAUGGCUCUUUGAAGGUGUUGAAGAAAAGGACAAGCUCCUCGAAUUUAUCGGCAGGAAUGUGUUGGUUAUGAUUGGAUCGGGGAGAAAUGGCGGAGAUGUGUACUGGGGGUGUAUCUUGAAGGAAAGACAUAACUACCUGGCCUUCUAUGAACCUGCGGGUAUGGAUGAGGCACUACGUCAGAUCAGCCAUUGGCCAGUGUACGACAAAGUCGGGACAGUAAUUGGCAAAAUACCCGAGGGCACCUCCUAUAAAUAUUGUCUCUUUGUUUCAGAUCCAAUUGAUGAAUAG
Molecule: messenger RNA, 762 nt
Organism: Penicillium angulare
Lineage: Eukaryota; Fungi; Ascomycota; Eurotiomycetes; Eurotiales; Aspergillaceae
Product: FAD-dependent oxidoreductase
Exons: 2
Biological process (GO): secondary metabolite biosynthetic process
Molecular function (GO): monooxygenase activity
Source: RefSeq, a predicted model, not a curated record